GCGCCUAGUCCUCCGCGCGCUCGCCUGCUGCGCUCCGCCCAGGGCUGCGGCCACCCGCGCUCGGGUCACCGCCUCGGGACUCCGCGGACCGCGCGGCCGCGAGGGGAGAUGUCGGGCGGCCGCAGGAGGGGCAGCGCCCCCUGGCACAGCUUCUCCCGGUUCUUCGCUCCGCGCAGCCCUUCCCGGGACAAGGAAGAGGAAGAGGAUGAGAAGCCGGGGACCGGCCAAUCGGGCCGGGGCGCCGCCAGUGUUGAAAAUGAGCCCAGGAGCACAAGUCAGAAAAAGGAAAAUGCAGUUUCUUCAGAAGCAGUAAAGAUUGCCCACAAUGAGGACAGAAGGAACCAUGCUGAGAAACAAGUCAGUCUGCCAGAACUGGAAGAUCCCCCCAAACCAAAUGACCUCUCUAGUUCCAUAUCAGAUACUAAAACAGGAGAAAGUGACCGACAGCCAAAAGAAAGCUUUUUCCAGUUUCUUGGGAAUUUAUUCAGUAUCUCAGGAAAAUCAUCUUUUGGGGAAGCAAAACAAUCUUCUUUCAAAGAUGACCGGGAUAAAACUGAAAAAGACCCACAGACUCCCAGUGAUGAUCAUGGGGAGGAGCAGAUUGAAAGGGAGAGGGAGACUGCCAGGGGCUCUGUGGGAACCCAGGCACUUCCAGUGGAAGAACAAGAGUCCAACUCCUCUCAACUCUCAGAUGUCUGUCCUUUGGAUACAACACAAGACAGUGAACAGGAAACCACUGAUUUGCUUAAAAAAGACACUGAUUUUAAACCAGAGAGGCCUUCAGUAACAUAUGCAACGUAUCGAGGCCCUAGACAAAUUAGGAAAUAUUUGAAGCAACAGACUCUGCUGGAAACUGUGUGUCCCUUAGACAGAGAAAAUGAAAGUUCUGACUCAAGUACAAACACACACAUUGGCACUGGAAGUGUAACUGAGACUGUGAUCGCCCGGUUGGCAUCAGCUAACACAGACAUAUCCACAAAAGGACAUUUGCUUGGAGGCCCAGUAGAAGUCUCUGAUUGUAGCAGAAUAAAUCUCAACACAGAAAGCCAUCUGAAAACCUUUCCAGAAUUGCAGCCUAUUUCUUUGUCUAAGGAUAUUUUAAAUAAAAAUAGCCAUGAAGGCUCUGGGAGAAGUUGGUCAUCCCCUUCUUCUGUGACUAACUCCAACUACAUUGUUGGGGAAUCUGAUUCACAGUACCAUUUAAGUUGUGAAUCAGUGUCUCAGACUGAUAAAAGUUUGGAAUGUUCAUCAUUGUUUGUAGGAAGUAAAAAGAACCAAAUCUCUUCAAGUCCAGAAUUUCAGAGGAAAACUACAGCAGAAAUUACAUUGAAAGAAGACAGUCCAGUGAUGAGUGAUGGGACGCUGGUGCCAAGAGAGGAACAUGUUGAGCCGCAGAGACCUGCUGUUUCUGAUUUCUCUUGUAAUAAAUCUACUGGGAGUGACACUACCAAAGUGGAAAGUACAAAUUUGUCAAGUUCAAAUAAAUCAAUUAGUCAUGGAGAUGUGCAGUUGCCAGAGAGUAAGUGUUGUGACAAGCCAACCGCAGAUAACCCAUCAAAGCAGACUGCCAAUCAUCCCAGCACUGCUGUGCUCCAGGGACAUGUUGUGACAGACACAGAACUUGUAAAUGAAAGAAAGAAGCUACCUGCCCAAAACUCACAGAAAAAUGUGGUUUCAGAAAUGCAAGAAACAGAAAGUUCCUCACGAGGUAAACCCAUAACUUCAAGUCAUGUAAAAGCUCCAGAAGAUAGAAUUGAGAUUUUGCCCAAAGGUACUGAUCAACUGUGUGAAACAGAAAAUAAAAAGCUUGAUUUGGAACCAUGUGGCAAAACUUGUAGUAUGAGACUAAGUCAAGAGGACCCUGCCUCUAUGAAACACGUCAGUGACUCAGAAGUUGUAACAUGCUUACAAAAUGAAAUAGCACCUGAACUGAAUUUUGAACUUAACAGAAAUCACAUUUCUGAAACUCCUCUUCACUCAGAGAAUCCUCAGCAAGCCAAAGUAUUACCCGAUGCUAAGAUCUCUCUUAACCUUGACACUAAAAAUUCCAAUUUCAGUGCUGUACCUCCUAUCUUUGUUUCUGGAAUCGACAUGCUCAGCAAGUUAGGUCUCCCUGUUUUAAAGAGUGAGGGAUCUUCUCUCCCCAGUGAAACUGGACAGGACAACACUUACCCUCAUCCUAAGGAGUGUCAAGAAGAAAAUGUUGCAAAUCAUGUUGAGGCUGCAGAGAGGAAGACUCCCCCUCCUGCCCUCCACCUUGGACAUGUAUCUGUGAUUCUUGAACCUAAGGAAAUUCUUCCUGAUAGUGAAGAAUGCCUGUUCCCCUUAGGUUCUGAAACCAAUGGUACUCACUUAGCUGGGGUAGACCUGUUGAACUUUGAACCUGGAGGCAGCUCUGAUGAUCACGAUUUCAUUUCACCUCAGAGUCCUAAGAAAGCUGAGUUAAUGCCUUCAAACACUGAAACAAGUAAGAGCACAGUAAAGAGGUCAGAUUCUCUUUACUUGGAAGCCCAAACUGACAACGUUGCUAAAAUUUUAUUAAAAGUGGAGGUUGGCGAUCAGAGCAUCUUUCCUGCUAAGUCACAUUCUGCAAGAGGAAAAACCUUGCCUCAGGUAUCUGUUUCCCCAACAGAGCCCAGAGACGUUUCUCAGGAGAAAAUUUCUUUUUCCCAAAUUAUAGUUGCAGAUGACCCAUCUAAGACUGUUUUAUCAGAAUUAACUUCUCUGGAGAUUGAGAAGGACAAAAACAUUCAAUCAGUAGAUCAUGAGAUUAAAGAAAAGUGCUCAGAUGUAGCUAACCGAGUGCACCCUAGUAGCUCUUAUGUGGAGUUAGAGACCUCUAGCCCAGUAGAGGCAGUGGUGACCCCACUUCUGAGGUGUUUGGAGUCUCAUACUAGGAAGGGAUCUCUUGAUAUCUCAACCACUUCACGAAACAUGGACAAUCCCAUGGAAACGGAGACUGGAACAGUUGCUGGGGGACCAGUGUCAGUUAACCGCUCGUGCCAGCAGUGUUCUGAAGAGUCUGCUGACCAGAUAGAAGCAAGGAAAAGAGCACGUGACCAACUUUUACUCAAAAGUGGCUUACUCUCAAAAGCUGAUACAUUGACUGAAGAGAUUUUAAAUUCUGUCAGAGAAGAACUAAAAUCUAAACAUGUGGUUGGUACCUGCCAGGAGCAUCUAGGCAAAGAUGAUAUAAUGAAUCCAGGUACCCUGAAAGAAGACAGUCCAUCAGAAGUGACAUUAGCAGGGAUCCAACUGAAAGGGAUUUUGGAAGAGCAGGGCAUGGAAAAUAUGUCAGAAGUCAAAGAAGAGGAGAAGGCCUGUCUUUCACCUGCAGUUGGUGAGACAACUCUCCUUUUUGAUUUUGAUAGAGUGAAUGUAUCUUGUUUGUUAGAAGAUCAAGCUAGGGAAUUAGUCAAUGAGGUUAUUUAUACAGCUCAAGAAAAUUUGACAAAUGAUGCUUUUGAGGAUACUGAGGGUAUCUGGGGUUGUGAACCUCAGGCUAACACUUCAAAAAUUCUGAACAGUGAUAGUGUUAAGUCACAUGGUUUAGUUAGAGAGUUCUUGGUAUCAGAACAGGCAGUAAAUCAAAGCACAUGUGCAAUUAGUGAAAAUAAAUUAUUAAGUAAAUUUGCCCCCAUAAGUAACUUACUUAGUGGCUCUGAGCCAAUUAAGGGAAGAGAGAUUGUUCCCUAUCAACAAUCUCCACUUUCUGAAAGUGGAGCUGCACAGUCUGAUAGCAUACAUUUGCAGAAAUCAGAUACUGAAGACAUGUUCCAUAAAGGGUUAGAUGAUAGAGUAAAACCACAUUUAUUUGUCAAUGAGUACUAUAAAAAGACAGCAGAAAUAGAGUGUGUGGGUAAUCGCAAAAUGGCCGCAGAAGAUACAGGAACUCUUGUAUUCAAUUUCAACUUGCCUCAGUUUGUGAAUGAUGACAUCCAUAUUCCUGGCACAUCCAAAAGCAGCUUGUCUGACAGCCUUGUAUGCAUAUCUGAAAAGAGUUUGCCAGGACAUAGUAAAAGCACACCCCUUGCAAUGGCAGAAUUAGGGAAAGUUCACAAAAAGGAAAAUGAAGUAAAUGUAGGGAAAAUCGAGCUUAUUCCUCCUAUUCUAGAAAAGGGAAAAACAAGCAAAAGGAAUGCUGAACUGAAUAUUAGGAAAUAUGAAGCAGCCCCUUCUAUAUCAGAUAAAGGAAGAACAUGUAAAAAGGAUGCUGAGUUGAAUAGUAUCAAAGCUGAGCCAGAAGCUGAGAUUUUUGCAAGGGGAGGGACAUGCCAAAUGGAUGCUCAGAGGCAUAUUGAAAAACCUGAGUCACCUAUCACUUCUGGAAUGGAAAAAGCCUAUAAGAUGGAUAGUGAUGGGGACAUUGGAAAACCCGAGGUGACACCUGUUAAGUCAGAAAUAAAAAAUAUCCACCAAAAAGAUGCUGAGGGUGAUAUUGUAAAGACAGAGGUGACACCUGUUUCAAUAGAGAUGGAAAAUAUUUACCAAAAACAUGCUGAAGGGGAUGUUGGAAAGACAGGGGUCACAUCUGUUAUGCCAGAAGUGGAAAAUACCCACCAAAAAGAUGGUGAGGGGAUUACUUCAAAAGCUGAAGCGAUACCUGUUGCACUAGGAAUGGAAGCUACUUACCAAAGGGAUGAAGAAGGUGAUGUUGCAAAGGCCGAUGUGAUACCCAUUGCAUUAGAAAUGGAAGAUAUUUACCCAACAGGCUCCAAAGGAGAUGCUCACAAAACUAAAGGGAUGCCUGUUAUUUUAAAAGCAGUAAAUAUUUACAAAAAAGACAAUGAAGGGGCUAUCAGAAAGACUGAGAGACCUAUGUUGGAACUGGAAGCUCCUUACCAAAAGGAGGCUAAAGAGGUCAUCAGACAUACUGAAAUGGUACCAUUUGUAUUAGAAGUGAAAGAAACACAAAACAAGGAAACACCUCCCUUAGAAAUUUUGGGGAAAAGGGUCCAAAGAGAUAGAAAAGAGACAAAUGGAGCAGUUGAGUCCAUGCCUUCUGAAAUGGGAAUGGAAAUGGCAGCCCCAGAACAUUCUGGUGACAAUAUUGAAGUGCAUGAAGCAUUAGCUGUGGAGGUAGACAUCGAGGAAACAACUGGAACAAGGCCUGAAGUGACCAUUGCCCAAGCGGAGGCCAUGCCUCCUGUCUUUGAAACUGAAAAAGCUUUUCAAGAGUACAUGGAGAGGAAUGUUGAAGAACAAGAGCCCACUGAACUAAAGGAAGCCUUGAUAUUGCGUGAUGACAGACUUGCUUCGCAUUUUAGGGGAUAUGAAUCCCCUACAUUAAGUAAGGAUUAUGAGGGCUACCCAGCCUUAGCAAUGCCAGAUUUUCAACCAGAGGACACAGUUGUAAGGCUCAACAAAAUUAUGUCUGUCACUGAAGUAUAUGACAAAAGGAGAAAUGUAGAUUACAGUGAUGAAAAGGACGAAUCUAGUUUAGCCUUUGUUUCUCAGGAUGAACAAGGCAAUUCUUCCUUUACUAUAUUAUAUGAGGAGCCCCUUCAAAAGGAGGACAAGUAUGGUUCUGCAGAAUUUCAGGGAACACGAUCUGUGUAUGCUGACAUGUCUCCUAACAGCAUGCCUGCCCUAGCAUAUGAAAGGUCUGAGAGCAGAACUGAUCUGGUCCAUCAUUUUGAAAAAGAAACUAAAUUAGGUGAAACAUUUGAUGGAGACAAUUCAGAAAUGUUCUUAUCAGUGGAAGCCAAAAGGUACAAAAUUUAUACUUUGGCUCUGAGUCCCAUUUAUGAGGACGACAGCUCACAAGAGGACAUUCUAUCCAGCGAAGUCUCUCCUGGUCAUCAUGGCUCCACGAAAUCAAGGGAGAGUGCAAACCAGCCCUCUUCUGUUUUAUCACUCCUGCAGUCAGUGUCAGAGCGCUUACAGAGAAAUUUUGAUGAAGAUGAUAGAUACAUGGCUGAGGAAGAGGAGGAGGAAGAAGAAGCAGCUUCAAGUAAAAGCUUGAGAGCUGAAUGGAGGGAGCACGUUACCUUCCACUUGCCAGACCCUUCCAUUACAUUCUACCCUGACGAUGAUGAGGAAAGCACUGGAAUUUUCAAGAAGUCAUGUGUAGCAUCCAAUGAACCUACCACCUCCAAUCUGCAAAGUGCUCUAUGGCCAGAAAAGGCUUCAUUUCUACAAAAAUAUGAUCUUACUUCUAAAUUGCAUUCUUCUUUAAAGAGUGCUUAUCAUCAGUAUUUACAGACUUCAAAGACUCAUUCUUCAGAAAAAGGAACCAGAUUUGGUGGCGUUUUUCAGGAACCAGUGUCAAAAUACUUCAGUGUUCAAGACCACGCAGACAGAUUGAGUCCAUAUAUAGAGAAUGUUGACAAACAAACUUUGAGGUAUAACCCAAGGCCUGGGAAGAUGGUUAUCUAUGAUCUCCAUGGAAAUAAACACAAGCAAGAGGUCUACUGUAAUAUUCCUGAUGCUACAACAUUGUCUUUCCCAAAUGGGGCGUUAAUAAAAGUUGUAAGGGGCUGCUGGAUUUUAUAUGAGAAGCCACAUUUCCAAGGUCAGAAGUGUGUGUUAGAAGAAGGGGAAAAAGUGUUAAAUCGUGACUGGGUUCCUCAGAACAGGAAGCAUCCAGAAAGAAACUUUGUACUGGGUUCUAUCAAACGUGUCCUAAAGGAUUGCAGCAUUCCGGAGAUAGAAAUUUGCCUACAGUCUGACCAGGGGUGCUUUCCUAUCUCUAUACGGCGAGCAGUCCCCAUUUUGGAAGAGUUGAAUAUCCCCAAAUCCACAUCCUUCACUGUGAAGUCGGGAGUUUGGCUUGCCUACCCAGAUAUUAAUUUUAAGGGGCAAGCUACAAUUUUGGAGGAAGACCAGGGGCUGUUUGAGAUUUCUGCAGCAGAAAUGAAGUCCCUGUAUCCACUUCAAAUGGGUGGACUGAAGGUGGAAAUGCCUAUGAACUUAAAGGUUAUUAUUUAUGAAAAACCUCACUUCCAUGGAAAGACCAAAGAGUUUAGUGAACAUAUAUAUUCUGUUCCUACGUUUUUAAAAAAUGAUAAGGAUUUUCAUGGAAUUGGAUCAAUUCGUGUCAUUGGUGGAGUGUGGGUCGCCUAUGAAGAGGAACAUUUUAAAGGCCAGCAGUUCCUACUUGAAGAAGGAGACUUUGAAGAUAGCAGUGCUUGUGGGGCAUUAAGUGGUCCCAUCUUGUCUUUCCGGUACCUACAAGCUAAUUUCAUAGAAUCUUCUGUCACACUAUUUGAAUCUGACUUGGAAAAUGGGAAGUUUAUUGACAUUACAAAUCAGGAAAUUUCUGACUUAGAAGAAAUCGGUUUUGGCAGCGAAACAAGAUCCAUUCAUGUUAAGAGUGGAGUGUGGGUUGCCUACCACCAGAAGUUCUUCUGUGGAGAGCAGUACAUUUUAGAGAAAGGAAAAUACAAGUGCUUUUUUGAUUGGGGAGGAUCAGAUAAUAUAAUACUGUCAAUUCGACCAAUCCAAUUGGAACCACUUGGGAUAAAUGAGCCUCCGCAUUUGCUCAAAGCAUUCAGUAAACCAGGGUACCAAGGUGAAUGCAUAGAUUUUAUGGAAGAGUGUGCUGAUUUGACCUCAUUCACACCGUGCUCUUUCAAAGUUCUCCGGGGAUGCUGGCUCCUGUAUUACCAAGAAGAUAUAUUCUAUCAUCAGUGUGUGUUAGAAGAAGGCCUCUAUGUUGACCUUACUUCUUGUGGCUGCUCAACAUCUAGAGUCCGAGCACUCAAGCCCAUUGACUAUGUUUUUGAAGAACCGUCUAUCAGCCUUUUUGCCCUGGAAUAUUGUGAGGGAAGAGAGUUACAUCUUGAAGACGCUGUGAAUUCUGUUUUGAACAAGGACUUGCACUUCUAUACCCAGUCUGUGUGGGUAAAAAGUGGACUAUGGAUAGCUUAUGAAGGAUCCAAUUUCUUGGGAAGACAAAUCCUCCUUGAGCCCAAUGAGAUCCCGAACUGGACAGCAUUUAGUGGGUGGAAAACAAUUGGCUCCCUCCGUCCUAUGAAGCAGCCUGGCCUGGAACUCAGAAUAAAGAACCGAGCCCAGGAUGAGUAUCUGACAGUCACCGGCAACCUUGCUGACACACGGGCAAUGUCUGUGUGCGUAUCUCCCUACAGUGGGAAGGACACUCAGAUCUGGCACUACUGCCGAGGACUCUUUAAAUCCAAGGCCAGUGAUACAUGUCUUGAUGUGAUUGGUGGCCGGGACACACCUGGAGCCAAGGUGGCCCUGUGGACUGAACAUGGGCAAUUCAGGCAGAAGUGGAGACUGAACAAAAAUGGAACCAUCAGCUCUUAUCUCAGUGAUGAACUUGUCCUUGAUGUUAAAGGAGGAAACUAUUGUGACAAGACUCAUGUCAUUAUAAAUCAGCCCCUGGAGGGAGAAGAAACACAGAAAUGGGACAUUGAAAUCUUGUGAGAGAAUCCACACCAUCUCCAGGAAGAGCAAAGGAAUGUCCACCA
Nannospalax galili (Upper Galilee mountains blind mole rat) is the source of this 8435-nucleotide messenger RNA. It is a transcript of the gene Crybg3, whose product is annotated as crystallin beta-gamma domain containing 3. Lineage: Eukaryota; Metazoa; Chordata; Mammalia; Rodentia; Spalacidae. The record is from RefSeq and is a predicted model, not a curated record. The transcript is spliced from 23 exons. Gene Ontology annotation, molecular function: structural constituent of eye lens. Bases 109 to 8391 code for a protein of 2760 amino acids. Gene Ontology annotation, biological process: lens development in camera-type eye; visual perception.